GUAACUCUUGACAGGAAAAUUUCUUUUAGAUGACAUAAUUAGGAGAUAAAUUCAUUAUUAACACCAAUAAGAUGGCAGAUGAGCGGACCCAGACCCAUGAUGAGCUGACUAAAACACCUUACUUCAAGCUAAGGAAGCGACUCCUGAUCGUUGCUUUCUUCUUGAGAUUUUUUGUUUGUGGAGCAGAGUACUCAGUCAUCCUUCCUACAGCGUUAAUAUAUUUGAAAUCAUUAUCAGCUGGCUAUGUCUUUAUGGGUUUCGUUGUUGCUGCGUACCCGUUCGCUGCUAUGAUUUCUUUACCUCUGUUUGGAUACCUUUAUGACAAAACCAAACGUUUGAAAGAACUGCUUCUUAUUUUGAAUUCGUUCGAACUUAUCGGAAACGUUUUAUAUGCACUUCCGUACUCAAAAUGGCUGCCGGCAGUUGGACGUUUAACAGCUGGAAUUGGAGAUGGCUUUAUUGCAUUGACAGUGGGAGAGUUAGCAUAUCUCUAUCCAUCCUCUGAGAGGAUUGCAAUACUGUCGCUUAUGGAGUUAGGUCGUGUCUGUGGAUUAAUAUUGGGGCCUGCUGUAAACUUUGCUAUCAAUAAGAAGACAUAUAUGAUCAAUGGAUGGCUACUGGACAACAAGACUCUGCCUGGAGUUAUAAUGGCCACGUGUUGGCUUAUCAUGCAAUUUAUUACCGUGUGUUGCGUGUUUAAUUUAGCGCACGAAAUAACAACUAAAAGAAAUUUGGAGAAAGAAAUGACUGAAAAGGAUCUAACAAUCUCUGAAGAUCAAACGUCAGCUGAAUGCAGUGAGGCUACCAGUUUUAAAGACUCAUGUAUUCCUGAUGAUAGCCUUCUUUAUACUGAUAGUUUAGGUGAUGCAUCUCCAGGCUCUUCGGACGAAUCCGAUAAAGAGGAUAAAGAGCUUCUAAGUCAUAAUGAAUCGUCUGAAAAGAAAGAUAGUGAUGGUGACAAGAAUUCAUUAUUCAGCGUGUUAAAACAGAUUUACGCUUUCGAAUUCUUCGUACUAUUUUGUGUUGAUAUUGCAUUAUGGUAUUCGCAAACCAUCUUUGAGAUUUUAUUACCCUACAUAACCGAAUUCGAUUACCAUUGGGAUCCAUUAUAUACUGGUCUUGUGUACAUGGUGGGAGGCGCAGAGCUGAUUUUCGUGUUCGGAAUUAUAAUAUUUACCUCAAAAAGAGUAAAUGACGUCACAUGGUUGAUAUUCGCACUAGUUUUGACUCAACUUUCCAUUGGGCUGUUAAUAUACGAAUCAGUAUUGACAGAUCUUCAGCAGCGUUUCUAUUUGUUCAUUGGGGUAUGCUUUCUAGUAUUCGCUACCAUACCAUUAAAUUUAGUGAGCACAAAAAGUCUGCUCACAAAACUUCUUCCGCAAGAAAUACAAGGUACUGUACAAGGAUUGUACUCGUCAGUAUCCAGAUUAGCACUAAUAGGUGGACCAAUUCUUGGCAGUGUUGUGUUUGAAAAGAGAAAACUUUAUGGUGCUGUGGCAUCUGUUAUUUGCUUUUUCACGUUGAUCGGACUAUUUCUUUCACUGGGAAGGAUAGAAAGACGGCGAAAGAAUAUGGAACGACAUUUUUCCAAUUCCAAAAACUAAUUUUUAUUAUAAAUUAUCAUUUUUUAAUCCAUUUUGCGUUUUUAUACUUUGUAUAUGUUACUGAUUUAGUUACGGCGAUAUAAAAACACAUAAUUUUCUGUCGCAAAAUAAUUUUACGGUUUGGUAUUAUUGACUUGUGUUUAAAGCCGGACUUUAACUUAAAAAAAACAACGUAUCGUAACGUAACACUUUGGUUUUCAAUGAUUGGUUCAAUAACUAAUUCUCAAUUUUUCUUAAUUAUUAUAGAUCAAGCUUGUCCAAUCAAAUCAACUGAUUACAGCACGAUACGCGUAUUAUUUUUUUAAAUUGAAAUCCGGCUUAAUUUGCGUAAUAUUUGGGUAUUGCUUUUGUGAUGUUGUAGUUACAGGGUUAAAGCCUUGAUAAUAAUUGCCCUCCCUUUUAAAAUAGAAUCCAUUACAAGGAAGUUAAUAAAGAAAUUCGAAAUGGUUGUUUAUCUGCUGCGUUAAUAAUUUAGUGCAGCUGAUGGAGUUGCAUCGAAAGUUUCGCAAAGAAAAUGGCAACGUAAAACUCCAUUUUUUUCAAUCAUGCUAACGCUCCUUACAGCAUGUUUUUUACCUACAUACAAGAGUCCUCCACAAGUUACCCCACUUUUGUUGUUGUAGUGGGCAGCAUGAACAAAGAGAGAAUGUCCUGAACGUUUGGUAAUAUUUGUCUACAAUUUUAACUGCUUCGUUUUGCAAUUUCGCUUUGUAGUAAAAAGGACUACUGAAUAUAAUGAAGAUAUCAAAAUUUUUACUUUGUAAUACAAAUUUGAUGAGAAUGGCUCCCAACA
Messenger RNA from Hydractinia symbiolongicarpus, 2397 nucleotides. RefSeq lists its product as uncharacterized. Lineage: Eukaryota; Metazoa; Cnidaria; Hydrozoa; Anthoathecata; Hydractiniidae. Gene Ontology annotation, biological process: transmembrane transport. The record is from RefSeq and is a predicted model, not a curated record. Gene Ontology annotation, molecular function: transmembrane transporter activity. Bases 72 to 1604 code for a protein of 510 amino acids. The transcript has a single exon.